CACAUGGCCCGGGACAGACAGACAGCAUGACCUCCAUCAGGUUUCUGAAGUUUCUGCUUCUCCUCCUCCUCCAUCAGGUCUACAGUGAGGAGGCAGAGCUCGUGGUCAGAGCACAGGGCAGCAACGUCGAGAUGGGGUAUUGUUUUGGAGUGGAUUAUAUUGUUGUUUAUAGAUGUGCUCCAGAUGGAGACCAGCUGCUUGGCAACUCUUCGGCCGACAGCAUGCCCAUUACACCUCCUGCAGACCUCCAGGGCCGUGUCCGUGUCAACGGCCAACAGGACCUGCUUGGGCUCCAGAUCUUGAACCUCCAACACAAGGACUCCGGGAUUUAUAGGAGGGAAUGCUGGAAGAACGGGAUACUGGUCAGCCAGUUCACACAGCAGCUCUAUGUGUGCAACGAGGAGGUUGAAUCUGUAGAGAUAACUGUGAGGGAAGAAGAUGGAGGGGCUGAGUUGCUGUGCAACUACACUUCCAUUGGUUUGGACGGGACCUCUGUGCGCUGGUACAAAGAUAUGUAUCCAUCUUAUAGGUCUACACUCUUCCUGGAUAGCAGUGUGUCACUGGACACGGAGCUGCAGGGUGUCGUGGUCAGAGACAACGGGGUGUUGCUUUUGCUUGACAACAGCACUUUAAAGUAUAACCAUCAAUUUUUGUGCCUUGUGAGCAAAGGUAAGAAUUGCCUCAGUUUCCAAAGCAUGCACCUACCGGACCGCAGCGAGAGCAGCGACAUUUUUGCUUCACAAGGGGACAGAGUGGUACUAAAAUGCCCCUCUGAUGGUGACAACCAGCAAUGGGAGACACCACUGGGGACAAUCAAUGGUAGCAGCGUAAAGAUGCACAUAUCCCGUGGUGACAGAUCAGAAGACUUCUCAUUGGUAAUUCCUGCCAUCUCUGAUGAACAUAGUGGGGACUACUCAUGCAUCUCUUCUACGUUUGAAUCGAAUUUCCGGUUGGCUCUUUGCCCUAAAAAGGUAUCGCAAGAAAAAGUUGUUGUUGAAGGCGGGAGCAUCUUGCUGGAUUGUGUCGAAGAUGAUUACAAAGUUGUGGAGUGGCACCGCCGAAAACCAUCAAGCGACUCUGAGGUAAUCCAUGUCUCAGCUGAAAAGACUAUUCCCAUCCCAGAAGAUCUGAGGGGCAGAGUGACUGUGUCCAAAAAUGGCUCCUCGCUGAUGAUCUCCCACAUGGAAAUGGAGGAUCAGGGGGUGUACUGGUGCAUUGUUUUAAGAGGCACUGAGUUCUUGGAGGAGGAUUAUUCUUCCGAAGAUGAUUAUGAUGAGGAAGAUAUUGGAGACGAUGAUUACAGUGAUGGCAUAUCCUGGGGAAAUACACCCAAGUGCAUCUUUAAACAGGAGACCACUUUGACUGUGAUUUUGGAAUCCCCACCAGUCCACCCGCCACGCUAUGCUGUGGCGGGUGGACUGGUGGGGCUGCUGGUGGUUGGAGUGAUUGUGGCAGUGAUUGCAGUAAAGAAGGCAAAGGCCUCACCAAAGUGGAGAGAAGCAGCCUCUCGCUCUGGACUAAACACAACCAAUGACGUAAAACUGAACAUGGAGUCUGAGUGUACCCAGAGUUUAACUCAUAAUAAUGAAUAAGGUGUUUAACAGCUUUUGUAAAGUGGCUCUAAGGCAUUUUAUAUCCAAAGGUCAUUAACUGUGCUAUGAAAUCUGUCCAUAAAUCACCCAGUGGUGACUGUGACUGUCAUAUUUAUACUUUCAGUUUCAAGUUGACACUCUUUCUCACUUCUUCUAAGGUGCUAAUGACUAAUACAGGGUUUUAUACAGUAAGAACUGAUAAAUGCAACUACUCCUUUCAAAACUCCAUUUUGUCUUGUGACUGAAAAUAUCAACAUACCUUGUUUUUUUACAAAGAAAGAAAUGUCAGCAACAAAUGUCAUAAUGUCUGUUAGUAAAAGGAGAAGGUGUUUUAAACUUAUCUGAUGGCCUGACACUGUGGUAUGUCUGUAAUGUGACAUUAAAUGAUGACUAAAAACCA
Messenger RNA from Epinephelus fuscoguttatus (brown-marbled grouper), 1992 nucleotides. RefSeq lists its product as uncharacterized. The transcript is spliced from 2 exons. The coding region runs from base 27 to 1592 and encodes 521 amino acids. The record is from RefSeq and is a predicted model, not a curated record. NCBI's taxonomy places the organism in Eukaryota, Metazoa, Chordata, Actinopteri, Perciformes, Serranidae.